AUGAUUAAAAUUCACCAGGAUAGAAUAUUCAUGGAUCAUCAUCAGGCACUCAAACCUGGGCACGAUGAUCUCACAAAUAAUUCCUCCCAUUUAGAUAUCAUCAGAAAAAAGCAUUCUCAAUCAGCCUUGGCAAAAUUAGUUUCUUCGAGUUCUCCCAAACGUUUCAAAACUACCAAUGUGAGCGCCUCGCUCUGUAACUCACCUCAAUUCUUCCGAAAUCCUUCUGAAGCAAAUGUUUCAGUGAUUGGAGAAUCAGGAAGAGAGGUCCAUUCCUUACAAUCAGCUCUGAAUAAGAUGCAUAUAUUAAAUGAGGCUUCCGCUUCCUCCUUAAAACAUCCCAACGCCAAGCUUCCGAACCUGCAUAAACAUCGUUCCCUGAAAGAGGAGAUCACGCUUCAAGACCAAACCAUUUCUUUCAAUAUGAACCCCAUGAUUCAUCCAUCAUCCUCAAUGGGGUUACUUACAGCUAAUGAUGAAAUGAAGACUCCCAACAUCAAAGAAUCAAAGACACAUCAAGAUGUAAAAACACAAUCCAAAUCUCAACUAACAUUAGAAGGAUCAUCCAUUGAUAUCUCAACUUCUCCAUUUGAAUUUCCCUAUGUAACCAUGAAGAACGGCAUGCAAUUAGAUAAGAGUUUUGAGAAAUCACAGCAAGAACAGCAGCAGGUAAUUGAGGAAAAGGGUCCCUCAGCAACAGACUCAAAUGUGACCAACCAAGAAUUAACAGGAGCUCCUGAAUCUGCUCCCUUGCCUGAAACACUAUUGGCGACGACACAACCAGAGAUCUUAGAAACAGCUCCAUCAAGUAAUGUAGAACCGCCACCUUUGACUUCAACGUAUCAAGAAGAACCAAUUACAGCGCAAGAAACCAUCCGAUUAGAGCAUCUUCCAAUUCCACAGCGACAAUGCGAAAAACCUCCUCAACCCGCUCAAACAUACGUGUUUCCAUACGAGAUUUCAAACAAGAAGAAAUCCAUUGAUGUUGUCAUACCCUCACUGACAUAUCCUCAGCAAGACAACAAGGAAGCGUUUGAAAGAUUUUACAGAUCCGUUUCGCCAAACAAUAAUAACAAGAGUCACCAAGCUGUUCCACGUCCUCCUAAAUAUGAUGCUCAUUUGCAACCAUUGUCAGCACCAGUAUAUGACAAGAAUUAUCAUCGGAUGAUGGAAACUUCUUCAAACGUUCCGUCGUCGCCUAGAUAUGAUUUGGAUGGAACUUACUGUCGCAGUUCAGUUAGCAUGUCAACAGAGAAGAAAAAGCAAGACUCUUUUAAACUUCCAAGCAUUUUCAAGAAAGAAUCAACCAGUGAUGUCAGAAAAAGCGAUCACCUCAUUACUCUAGACAUUGAUGCUUCCCUUUUUACAAAUAUCGACUCAAAACCUCCCUUUGUAAAUACUGCCAUUGAAAAAGCCUCCACACCUCUGAAUGCAAAUAGAGACAAUAGCCCAACAUUGGCGUUCACUUCUUUAAACAAAGUUAUACAUGCUAAGGUUCUUGGAAUGCAAGAUCAAACAAGUUCAAACAAUGGAAAUCCCUCCCUGACGCUGCUCACACCAAACGAUAUUCACCUAUACAAGUAA
Molecule: messenger RNA, 1581 nt
Organism: Naegleria lovaniensis
Lineage: Eukaryota; Heterolobosea; Eutetramitea; Acrasida; Naegleriidae
Exons: 1
Coding region: 1-1581 (526 amino acids)
Source: RefSeq, a predicted model, not a curated record